Messenger RNA from Eutrema salsugineum, 1990 nucleotides. RefSeq names its product UDP-N-acetylglucosamine--N-acetylmuramyl-(pentapeptide) pyrophosphoryl-undecaprenol N-acetylglucosamine transferase. The coding region runs from base 275 to 1585 and encodes 436 amino acids. Lineage: Eukaryota; Viridiplantae; Streptophyta; Magnoliopsida; Brassicales; Brassicaceae. The transcript has 4 exons. Gene Ontology annotation, molecular function: undecaprenyldiphospho-muramoylpentapeptide beta-N-acetylglucosaminyltransferase activity. The record is from RefSeq and is a predicted model, not a curated record. Gene Ontology annotation, biological process: carbohydrate metabolic process.
CGCUUCUUCAAUUUAGUUCAUUUGAUUCGAAAGAUCGCGUCACUGGUUAUCUUCUUCCUCUCAAGUCUCAACACUACUGAAAACUUCACAUUGCAUCUCUUACCCAUUCAAAAUUCCUCGUAAUAUAAUAAUUUCAAAUGGGUUUAUGGUUCUAAGCAUCAUAGUCUUCCUCUUCUACCCAAAUGUCGUUGUGAAAUUUUGACUUCAAAGCUUCUCGCUUUGUCUCUUCCAGCUUCUUUUUAUUGCUCAAUUUUGUUCCUUUUCUUGAUCUCUCAUGGCGAUCACUACCUUCCCAUCUCCGAAUUUACCAUUUUACCCUUCAACCAAACUCGUCCCUAGUCGACUCACUCUCUCCUCCUCCUCCUCCAUUUGCUGUCUCUCCGUAGACCGACGAAUCAACAAUCCUUCCACCGCCUCCGCCGCAAAGAACGACGAAAUCUCCGGCUUACGAGUCGUAAUAUCCGCCGGCGGCACCGCCGGACACAUCUCGUCGGCACUCGCGAUCGGCGACGAGUUAAAAUCCGCCGACCCACUCGCUCGGAUACUCUUCAUCGGAUUCCCAAACAGCAUGGAAAGCACGACGAUACCAUCCGCCGGAUUCGAUUUCUCCGAAAUACCAACCGUCGGAUCAUCAUCUUCCCGGCCAUUCAUCUGCCUCACCUCCUUCCUCCGUUUCCCUCUCCGUCUAAUCCAAUCCACCUUCGAAUCCUACAAAAUCCUCCGCAAAUUCAAACCCCAAAUCGUCGUCGGCACCGGAGGACACGCCUCCUUCCCGGUAUGUUUCGCCGCCGUAAUCAUGAGACUCAAACUCGUGAUCCAGGAACAAGACUCGAUCCCUGGAACCACGAAUUGGAUUCUCUCUUUCUUCGCCGACACAAUCUUCGCUCCUUUCAACUGCACAGUCACCAACCUCCCUAAGAGAGCCGCCGCCAAGUGCGUCGUCUAUGGGAAUCCGAUCAGACAAGCGUUGAGACGGUACGCGUCGAAAGGAGCGGCGCGUGUGAGCUUCUUCGGACAGUGGGCAGGAGCUGUGUCGGAAGCUAAAGUUGUGCUUGUGCUUGGUGGGUCUUUAGGAGCAAACGCUAUUAAUAUAGCUUUGCUCAACUGUUACUCACAGAUGUUGUCUGAACAUGAGAACUGGUUUUUCGUUUGGCAAACUGGUGUUGAAGCUUUUGAUGAAAUGGAUAGUCUUGUUAGAAGCCAUCCUCGUCUCUUUCUAUCUCCGUUCUUGCGUACUAUAGGCGUAGCUUAUGCGGCUGCAGAUUUGGUUAUCUCGAGAGCCGGUGCCAUGACGUGCUCAGAGAUCAUGGCUUUAGGCAAACCUUCUAUUCUGAUACCAUCACCACAUAGCGAUGAAGGGGAUCAAGUUAGGAAUGCUUCUUUAAUGGCGGACAUUGUUGGCUCAAAGUUAAUAACAGAGGAGGAGCUAGAUUCGAUUACUCUUCGAGCUGCCGUGGAAGAUAUUAUAGGGAAUGAAGAACUGAUGACAGAAAUGAGCGAGCGGGCGUUCAAAGCUGCGAGACCUGACGCUGCAUCAGAUGUGGCUAAACACAUUAUUUCUAUCGUCAAUUCAAGAGGAAAGUAAGUAGAUUCUUCUGUCGUAUAUACUCUCUUCUGCCUCUUCAAGAGUUUUGAUUCAGUUUUCCAGCAGCUAGAGACCUCUCUAGAUCCAGCAACCUCCAAGUAGAACCUAACUAAGAAGAGUAAGUGUGCUACAAAUUACACGUGUUGUGAAACAAAGAUAUACGUGCAUGAUUUGAUGAGUCGUUGAAGAUUUUGAAUAGCUAUUGUUGGUUUUUGGUUGACCAAUUUGGCCUUGUGGAUCUUGAAAUGGAGAAAGUAUAAACAAUCUGAAACUUGGAUGGCCGCCGUUUUGCAAAUACAAGCAAUUUUCAGGAUCUCAGAAACCAGUAGCGUAUUUUCCUAUUGAAUCUUCACUUAUGGGUUAUAUGAUCUGAAUCAAAAACUUUUCCUUUGUAUAUUUUUUUUC